ACCCUGUGGCGUGGUUGUGUGUCAGUUUCGCUGGGUCCCGCGGUCGAUGCCGGCGAGGAGGGGGAUGGGCGCCUCGGCGAAAUGUAAGGACCCGAGACAGAAUCAGAGCCCUGUAUCACAUACAGCAGCAUAUACCCCAUUAUAAAUAGCGACUGUAAAUAUAACAAACACUACAAUAAAUGGAUUUUUCCAACGGGGAUCUAUCAUAGCACCUCAAUGGAUGCAGUACACCCGAACAGGACAGGGAAUUUAACUUUCCGUCUAUGCGUGGGAGACACUGAGAAGUUUGUUUUCUACCCCUGGAGAGGGAGCUACUUUUGAGGGCAAGGAUACAGGAGACUCCGAGGCCGGACUACAGGCCUACUGGUCUGCUUGGAUUUGAUGUUGGGAUACUCUAAGGACUUGCUACUGUACAUGAACUUACCUUGCUUGAACAAGUUUGGAAUGCCUCUUUAGGUCCCCCAUGACCGUCAGCCGUGGGCUACGGCUCGGCGGCGCCCCACCUCUGGAGUGGUCUGCCGCUGUAGUUGGGACCCUGUGAUUCCUCUUGUCACCUCCUCUCCUCCCCCUCCCCCAUCCCAUCCUGUCCCUCCCCGCCCCCUCCCCCUCCUUCCCCCUCUUCCCCCCUCCCUCGCGACGCUGUGCAGGACGUCAUGAGCAUAGUAAUCGCGCUGGGAGUCACCACACCUGAAACGUCUUACUCAGAUAUGGCUGCUGGAUCAGACCCUGAGUCAGUUGAAGCAAGCCCUGCCGUGAAUGAGAAAAACUACAACAACCACAGCUGUGGGAGCGCACAGAGUCAUGGGUAUCGGGGACUACCAUAUGCUAUGCAACAGUCUUCCGUUGUGUGUUGUCAGGAUCACAACUAUGGCGCGCCCCCCCCUACCCCACCCGCCUCCCCGCUCUCCCAAACCAUCAUUCCCCGCAUGGACCUCAAUGGCGUGGUACGCGGCUCCCGCUACCACGAAACUACUGAGGACAACUCAGCCGACAGCGACAGUUCCUCCGAUGAGGAUGGGGCUGUCGCCAGCUGGUGUCACUGCAGCCUGACGCCGGACGGCCUGCUCAUCAAAUGUGACAACUGCAGGGGACUAGACAGGAGGAAAGGAGCAGAUGGCCAACACAGAAAGACAGAAAAUGUGUCAGCUGGAGAGAGCAGUGCCACUGAGAGCGGUGAUGAGGAGGUGUCGCCCUCCACCAUCUCCUACACCGCCACCCAGCAUACGCCCACCAGCAUCAAACUGACUGUCAACCGAGUGAAAAGAAGCAAAUCCAAAAAGCGGAAGAAGAGCACGGAGAAGGCCCGAGGAACGCCCAAGGGCAAGAAGGUGAAGGCUUUCAGAGAGGGCUCAAGAAAGUCCAUGAGGAUGAAGAACUCAACCACUGAAGCCAACGUGUUGGACGAGAACACCACAGAGGGAUGGGAGAGCAGGAUCCGCCAGUGGACGGACCAGUAUGAGGAGGCUCUGGCCAACCAGUACAGUGCUGAUGUCCAGACACUCCUCCAGCUUCAUCGUACCGCCAGCACCACUGUCUCAAAGACGGAGAGCAGCAGUGCCACACCACCUCCCCCCGACACACAGGUCCAGGCCUCUGUGGACGCCAUGGACACCAUUAACCGCACGGAGCUGGCCUGUAAUAACACAGUACUGGGCUCACAGAUGCAGCUCCAGUUGGGGCGGGUCACACGUGUGCAGAAACACAGGAAGAUCCUCCGAGCAGCAAAGACCCUGGAACCAGAAACCCUCAUCAUUGAAUAUCGAGGAAAGGUCAUGCUCAAACAACAGUUUGAGGUCAGGCACUUCUUCAAAAAACCCUACCCAUUUGUGCUGUUCUACUCCAAGUUUAACGAUGUAGAGAUGUGUGUUGAUGCGAGGACCUUUGGAAAUGAUGCUCGCUUCAUCAGGAGGUCGUGUACGCCCAACGCUGAGGUCCGGCAUAUGAUUGCUGAGGGCAUGAUCCAUCUAUGUAUCUACGGUGUCAGUCAAAUCACAAAGGAUGCAGAGGUCACUAUUGGAUUUGACUACGACUUUAAUAGCUGUAAUUACAAAGUGGACUGUGCCUGCCACAAAGGCAACCAGAACUGCCCAGUGCAAAAGCACAACCUGAGCCCCCGGGAGAAUUUGCUGAGUCCCCCCUCUCUGCCGCCUCCCUCCACUCUGGUGGGUGCCGAGACACGGCGGAGGAAAGCUCGGAGGAGAGAGCUGGAAGGCUGCGGUUCUGGGGACAGCAACCACACCCAGGACCAGAACCAGGAGGCCAAAGAAAUGCUUGGGACCAGCGAUGCAGAGGAGAGACUGCUAGAUGAGAUGAAGCUGGAAGAUGGCGAGGAAGGAGAGGUGGAUGAAAAUGGGGUCCCAGUCUCCAGUAAGAGGACAUGUAACCCCUUGGAGAGGAGGCGCAAAAGAAUGGGAGGAGCAGAGGCGAAGGAGGAGUGUGUGGAAACCGAAGACGGGGCAGGAAACCCUGUAGGGAACACCCCAACGCCCAGCAAUGCUGGAGUCGGGGUCAGCACUCGACGCACCACCUACGUGAUGGACACACCAUCCAUUGAAGAAAAGACCUCAUUAAACAACCUCACUGCCCCAGCUGCUCCCCCGAAACCCCCACGACCCGCCAAGCCUCGACCCAAGAGCCGGAUCUCUCGCUACCGGUCCAGCUCGUCCCAGCGUGCCCGGCGGCAGCGCCAAGCCCUCGCCCAGCAGGCAGCAGCCGCAGCUGCAGCAAUGGCAGCCACCCCGUCAUCAGCUGAUCUGAGCGCUGCUCAGGAUGAAGAGGGAUCUCAGGGCCCUCAUGGUGCUGAUCAGGAGAACAGUCUAGGCAGUCAUCUCUUUGACGGAGAUGGUCAGAGUCUGAACUGCAUUAACAGAGGCAAUUUGCGCUACCCCAAGACAAAGAAGUAUCUAGUCACAGAGUGGCUGAACGACAAGAUCCCUGCAGGCGACAAGCUUCACCAAGAGGUGCCCGUCGAGCGCCCGCUGCGGAUAACCACCGACCCUACAGUGCUGGCCACCACCCUGAACAUGCUCCCAGGCCUCUCUCACUCGUCUCUAAUCUGCACCGCACCAAGACACUACAUCCGCUUCGGCUCCCCCUUCAACCCAGAGAGACGCCGGCCCCGCCCGCUCCAGAUAGACGGCACUUAUGGCUGCUUCAAAAAGAGAUGGUUAAAACAGCUGGAGGAUGAGAGCAGCUCAGCCAGUGUAGAGGAUGGCACCGAGUCCACCUCCUCCCAGCAAAGCACCAGUAGCAGAUCCACCCCCAACCCCCUGUCUACUGAGGUCAACGCACCUUUUAAGAAGCGUCGUUCCAAGUAUAUAUCAGAGACACCAGCACCUCUGGACCACCUGCUUCGCCCACUGUCACCCAUCACACCGCCCCUUCCUGACGACUCCCUCCUCAGGCUGGCCCAAACCCCCUGUGGAUCCCUGCUGCCAAAUGGCCUGGUCUACUCACCCAUGCCCUCCCUCCCCGCCAGCCGCUGCAACACACCGCUGCAAUUUGAAAACAUAUCAUCCCCUGAGGCGUCUCCUGUUCAUCGACCAGAGUCCAUCUCUCCUGAGCCGUGUCUGCAGACGGACUUUGAAGUCCCCCGGCCUCAGUUCCCAGACCUAUCCCUCCCCUGCAGCCUGGAGAGCCCUGUGGCUGUGACCAUAGAUGACUUUUCCCUUCUUGGAGGCCCCGAUUCCCAGGGCACAUCUUCUUUAGGGGCAAGUUCCCUGAACACAGCGCCCUGCCCCUCCUCCUCGGACCUAACCCCCCAGAACAGGGAGCAGGCCUUCCGGACAGAGUUCAACCUCAUAUACACCUGCUCGCCCCUCAAUGCAAAUCUGGGGAACCCUGUCGCCACGGACCGCCGCCUCUCCCAGUCAGAAGGAGGCUUCUCCCCGGCAGAGUCCUUCCACAGCUCCAUCAGCGGCCAGGGGCUGCUGGGAGAUGUGGGCCAGGGCUCCAUGUCACCCUAUGGCGAGCCUCAUUACGGUGCGGGCUAUCCAGAUAGUGGCACGCCUCCUCACACCAGCAACCCACCACAAAAGAAGAAGAGGGCCAACCAGCAUACCAUUAGUCUGCUGACAGGGAAGCCAGAUUACCAGGCUAUAGCAGUAAGAAGUGAAUACAAGCCAGUACAAAAUAUGGUGUCUUUGCUGGAGUACCGAAAGAGGAAGCAGGGCAGUGGACGGGACAUAGAGCCGGCCGGAAACAGCUCGUCUCUGGGCAGCACCCCCACCCGACCUGGCUCCCACUACAGCCAGGAGUCCCAUCAUCCUCAUCCUCAGCCUCAUCCUCAUCCCCUUCCCCAUCCCCAGCAGAUGCAGCGCUCUGCCUCUCCGCAGAGCUCCUCCUUCAGCUCUACAGCACUCACACCCUCCAUCCCAGAGGUAGAAGAGGUCAGUCCUCCAGACCACCAGGGCUCGUCAGGGCAGCCCAGACGGCAGGACAGCAACAACCAGUGGAUGGUCCCCACGACUGUGGAGCGUCUAAGGGAAGGUCAGGGGGUCCUGGAGCGAGUGCUAAGAAGCAUCAAGCUGGAGCGAAACUACAAGAGUGGUGACGGCUCGACAGAGAAGGAAUCCGAUGCAGAUCGAUACGACAUGCCGGCAGCGGCCAUGUCCUCUCCCAUGAAGAGUCCACAUAGAUACAGUCCCUCUGUGUACUCACACCAGCAAACCUCCAACUCUCCAUUCCGGGGUUCCUGCAGUCCCUCAUCAGGUCAAAGCUUCCAUCCGCGCCUCUCCUCCUCUCACCCAGGGCUGUCCCAGGACCACCACCCUCCUUCCUCCUACCCCGCUCACCCCCCAACCACCUCCUCAGACUCCCGGCCACCAGCGGGCUCCCUACACCAGCAGAGUGGCAGCAGUAACGUGGACGGAGGCCACGGCUACAGCACCAGCCACUUAAAAGCAAGCCUUUUGAACAGCAGUGGCCUGGUGGGGUCUCCCACCCAAGGACCCAGGGCCCAAGGGCAGACUAAACUAGACUCAGGUGCCCAGGCCUCUAAAGGGAGUCAGUCACAGGCGUCUUGCAGCCUUAAGUCAGGCAGCCCGGGUCAGACGGCGCUGCAGGCCGGCUCCAAGCUGCCGUCACCCUCCGGACAGAUCCGCUACUCCCAGAGAGGGACGAGCCUCAGCCAGUACCUGCACGCCCUGUACGGACCAGGAGUAAGGACACAGUCAGGAAGCUUUUAGGACCUUUGUCAAGUGUAUGUGCAAGUGUGCGUGCGUGCGUGAGUGUGUGAUGCUGCGUACCUCCUCGACCCCUAAAGCUGCGGAGAGACAGGGUUCAGGGAGUUUGGGGAGGGGAAAUGUACAGACCUACAGGAGCAAGGACUUCUUCGUGGAUUUCUCCUUUUCUUAUUUUCUGUCUCUUUCUUUAUUUUCAGAAAAACUAAAAAAAAAAACAAAGUGACCACAUUCUGCUCAAAGCUAAUCAUUGACUUUGGACGUCAUUACAGAAUCGGUGGGAAAAGUGAUUUGGACUCAAAAAAAAACAAACAAGAAAUCACAUGUAACUUGAAAUUCUCCCCAGUGUGUCCUCAUGUGCCGGACUGUGCAAACAGGCUCUAAAAUGUCUGGAAAGUACAAACUUCCACACAAAUGUCUGUACAAAGUUAUAAAAAGCCGUACCUGUUGUCAUGGUACGCAGGUUGGAUUAAUGCUUAGAUGUAACUGAAGCAAGAGUUGUUUUAUUUUUAAUUUUUUUUUGUCAGCGUUGUUUUUUUUCUGAUUUGGCACGUUGCUGAGUCUGUGCUGCAGUAAACAAGUGUUUGAUUUGGAAAGAGGGGGAAAUGUUUCAAAGGUGACACGUUAAUCAUCCGUUUUAAAGAUGCAUUAGAGAGGAAGGGGAGGAGGAGGAGGAGGGGGAGGAAGGGUUUCUCCCACGAUAGGAUCAUUCCAUAUGAUUACCAGCUUCCAUGUUCUCUCACCGAACACGGAAAAACAACCCUUUUUUUGUUCUCGAGGCUCUCUGUCUGUUCAGAGGUUCUGUUGAUUUGGGUUCUUUUCUGUUCUCUCAUCCCCACUGGACUGUUUUUGAUUUCACAUUAGGACUACUUCACUGUAGACUUCUGAUAUUGUACUUGAGACAAACAGGUCUUAUGAUUCAUGGUGCUGCAUUCUUGUUUUUUUUUUCCAAUAAAUCUGAAAUCCAGUUAUGUUCCCCACA
This is a messenger RNA of Notolabrus celidotus (New Zealand spotty), 6162 nucleotides long. RefSeq names its product SET domain containing 5 (gene setd5). NCBI's taxonomy places the organism in Eukaryota, Metazoa, Chordata, Actinopteri, Labriformes, Labridae. Gene Ontology annotation, molecular function: protein binding. The record is from RefSeq and is a predicted model, not a curated record.